CAACAAGGCAAUCUCACACACAAAACAUAAAUACCUAAACACAAUGCAUAAGAACUUCAAAAGUCUGCAAAACACUAACCCAUCCAAUAUGAAGAAGGCCAAAACCGCGGCUAAGGGAUUUCCCAUUCACCUUGGUUUUUAUAGGAACCCCAGCGAGUAUGACGAUCGCACGACCACCAAUCGCGAUUAUGGAUUGAAAAGUUCCAAGGGUUCUGGAACGCCAUUUCCGCAAAAACAAAAGAAAUUAGAUACGGCGGCACUAACGGCCAAGUUGGAGACGGAUAGUCUGCUCCGAUCUGAAUUAAGCGACUUAUCGAUUGUCAUCUCCGAAAGAAAGGCGUCCUCAGAACCACAAGUGGCAUCCAAUACUACAACCGAACCAACGUUUGAGAUGAGACGAAAGCUUUUUGACGAGGCCGAGUUCACCAUCUGCAAGGGUCACAAACUGAACCAGGACUUCCAUCAUAUAGUCGAAGAUGAAAAGCAUUUUAACAAAAGGCAGAGUGCCAAGGAUAACAUUCCCUAUAGCAAUUUCAUGGAUCUGAAGAACUUCUGCGACCAGAACAACAUAAAAUUUUCCAAGGGUUUUGACGGUUAGCGUUCUCCACUGUUGUCAUCGAAUUAGGAGCGGGAAUAAAGUGCAGGAGUCGGGAAUUCCAUCUUCGCAUCUCCAACAUCACCAUUUCCACCAUCUGUCCCUCUUGAAAGUGUCACUCACGGAGGAUAAAUGGUGCCAAGUGCAGCAGAAAAACCAGGAUGCUAGGUUUGUGAGGAGGCCCGACUGGGAGAUACCUGCUAUACACUUUUCCAACUGCAAAGAAUUACAUGGUACUCAAUUCAAUAAUUCAAUAAUAAAGGGUUCCUAUCUUAUACAUGUGCAAUAAACG
Messenger RNA from Drosophila melanogaster (fruit fly), 887 nucleotides. It is a transcript of the gene I-t, whose product is annotated as inhibitor-t. Lineage: Eukaryota; Metazoa; Arthropoda; Insecta; Diptera; Drosophilidae. The record is from RefSeq and is marked reviewed. Bases 44 to 598 code for a protein of 184 amino acids. The transcript has a single exon.